AUAGAUAUCUGGCGAACCCCCCUGCCAAGAGCGGCCUGCCGGAGACGAUCUCUGUCGAAAGGUGGAGCACAAAACUCCUGCCUGACUCCGGGCCAGCUGCCCCAGUGGCACGCAGAGUGGGGCCGACGUUCGCACAACGACAAAAGCCAAAACUUCGAAAGCUUCGGAGCCCACCACCCAUCCCUCCCCUACCUUCAUCAUGAGAGUGGGCUGCCUGCAGUUUGCUCCAAGGCUCAAGGAUGUCGAAUGGAACAGAAGGCGUUGCUCACAGCUCAUAGAGGCAGAGGCGGUUGAACGUGGAUCACUGAGUCUACUGAUCCUGCCCGAAAUGUGUUUCACUGGCUACACUUUCAAAGACAAAGAAGACAUAAUGCCACUGGCUGAAGACGAACAGGGAGAAACGAUAAAAUGGGCCGUCCACUGGGCCAAACGCCUGCGAACUUUCAUCCAACUGGGAUACCCACGGAAGCAUACUGCGCGGGACGGUUCGAUAACGCUCUAUAACUCCGUUUCUCUCGUCUCCCGGAGCGGGGAAGUGAUCUACACCUACGAUAAACAUUUUCUAUAUGAGCUCGAUGAGCGCUGGGCUGCAGAAGGGACUGGAUUUCUAUCAAUUGACGUCCCACCUUUUGGCAAGGUCGGACCGGGCAUAUGCAUGGACGUGAACCCCUAUCGAUUCGAAGCGCCCUUCGAGGCGUUUGAGUUUGCCACCUUCCACAAAGCUCAAGGGACGGAGAUGGUGAUCUGCUCUAAUGCUUGGCUGAUGUCCGAAGGUGUUGACGAACGCUCGCAAGACGUAUGCCUUCCUACCAUCAGAUACUGGGCUACGCGAAUGUCGCCGCUCAUAGAUUGCGAAAAAGCGCUUGUCUUCGUAGUGGCCAAUCGCACGGGGGCUGAGGGAGGUGAGCACCUUUGUCAUGCUUAGCGGGCAAUCACGCCUUGCUUACCCGGCGGCGUGCGUUUGUAGCCUCGACAUUCUGUGGCACCA
This is a messenger RNA of Fimicolochytrium jonesii, 988 nucleotides long. Its product is annotated as protein N-terminal amidase Nta1. The transcript is spliced from 6 exons. Lineage: Eukaryota; Fungi; Chytridiomycota; Chytridiomycetes; Spizellomycetales; Powellomycetaceae. The coding region runs from base 200 to 925 and encodes 241 amino acids. The record is from RefSeq and is a predicted model, not a curated record. Gene Ontology annotation, molecular function: protein-N-terminal asparagine amidohydrolase activity; protein-N-terminal glutamine amidohydrolase activity. Gene Ontology annotation, biological process: protein catabolic process.